AUGGACACACAACUCACCGCAAGCGAACUGCAGAUCCAAAACAAUGUCAAGAGCUAUCUCUCCCUUGCUGCAGUUACGAUCCUCUACUACGAUUACUGGUUGACUCUGCCGUUGGAGAUUGAGCGCUACUGGGCCCUGGAAGGAUUCACAACCGCUCGGUUUCUCUUCUACCUAAACAGAUAUACUUCGCUUUUCGCCCACGUCCCGGUCAUCGUAGCCUACUUUUGGACCGACGACCCCUUCAAUAAAGUCGAUGUAAGUUUGCUGCGGUCCCCUCUUCUCAUACCAUCAACUAACCUAAGCAAUCAGAUCUGCCACCACUUCCACUCUUUCCAUUCGUACUAUAUCGUAGCUGCGCAACUCAUCAUCGGCCUGAUUUUGACUAUCCGAACACACGCUUUAUACGCCCAUAACAGGAGGUUCCUCUAUAUUAUGUGCCCCAUCAUCGCAGGUCUGGUGGCACUCGGUAGCUGGGCUAUCGCCUCAUCCGAUGACGGGCACUCUAAUCCGGAUGCGCUGCAGGUGCAAGCGUGGCCCCGCAUCGGGUGCAUAGAAAGCUUGACGCAUACUGGCGGCAUCCAUCUAGCGAUCGCUUGGGCGUGCUUGCUCGUGUUCGACAUCUCCAUCUACGUCCUCACCCUGCGCAAGGCCUUCGGGUCGCACCGCGUCCCCGGGACGUCGCUCGUCCAAAUCAUCCUGCGCGAUGCCUCCGUAUACAUCGCAGUCAUCUUGGUGAUAAACAUGUCAAUCGUGUUGACGCUCGCACACCGGUCCGUUCUCCUCCUCAGCUUCACCCAGGCUGCGCUCAAGGGCGUCAGCACGACGUUUAGCAGCUGCGUCGCAUCCGUCAUCGUAUCGCGGCUGCUGUUCAACCUGCGCGACCCCGCGCUGCUGGGCAUGGCAUCCACAACCGUCAUGAAGAGCGAGAUCCAAUUCGCGGGUCCCGCCGGAGCUGGAGGAGGUGGUGGUGCAAGGAUGAAUAUCGGGGCCAGGUAUCUGCUGCUGGUCGUGGGCGCUGUGGUUUGUAUACAUUAUAUUAUCAGUUUCACACAUGAAGAGUACGGCCGAAUGACAUCCAUAAACAACAUCGCUUCCCAUUUCAAAUCCAACGCCCCAGCCGUGCCAGACACCAUCGAUACGGGGGACCCCACUCCAAACCCCCCGCGGCCACCCGAACCCGCAGCACCCGCAGCCCCACCGCGCGCGAACGCGACGCUGCUCAUCCUCGCAAAAUACGCCGAUGUGGACACCCUCGUGCCGACUAUCCGUGAUAUAGAGGAUAGAUUCAACAAGCACCACAACUACCCCUACGUGAUCCUCAAUCCCGAAGCAGAGUUUGGUGAUGACUUUAAGAAGCGUAUCUCGGUGUUGACGAAAGCAAAAAUAGAGUAUGGCGUCGUCCCGAAGGAGCUUUGGGACCAACCAGAGUGGAUAGACAAGGAGAAGGCGGAUAAGACGAGGGAGCAAAUGGACAAGGAUGGCAUCGUUUUUGGAGGGAGUCUUUAUCAUCGUAACCUGUGGCGCUUCAGAGCAGGGUUUUUCUUCAAGCACCCCCUCCUUCAACAAUAUCGAUGGUACUGGUGGAUUGACCCCGGCACCCGUUAUCACUGCAACAUGGGCGACCCCUUCCUUUUCAUGGAGCAAAACAACAAGACGUUUGGCUUCACGAUGACCUUGUACGAAUUCGGGUCUACAAUCCCAACGUUAUGGGGCCAUGUUAGAGAUUACAUGGGGAAACAUCCGGAGUACGUUGCAAAGGACAAUGCGAUGGAUUAUCUGAGUGAUAAUGGCGGGGAGACCUACAAUCGAUGCCACUUCUGGAGCAACUUCCAAAUCGCUGAUAUGGACAUGUGGCGGGGCGAGGCAUAUCAGUCCUUCUUCGAUUACCUAGACAAAAAGGGCGGUUUCUACUAUGAGCGCUGGGCCGACGCACCAAUCCACAGCAUCGGAGCCGCGCUCUUCUCGCAAAAAGACCAGAUCCAUUUCUUCGACAAUAUAGGGUACGAAAACAACCCAUAUAUACAUUGCACGCAGAACGCGACGCUUUGGGAGACGUCCAAGUGCGGGUGCGAUCCAAAGCGGAAUUUUGACUAUGACGGCUACUCGUGUAUGAAACAGUGGGAGAGGAUCCAUAAAUAG
Molecule: messenger RNA, 2139 nt
Organism: Pleurotus ostreatus (oyster mushroom)
Lineage: Eukaryota; Fungi; Basidiomycota; Agaricomycetes; Agaricales; Pleurotaceae
Product: alpha 1,2-mannosyltransferase 2.4.1
Exons: 24
Coding region: 1-2139 (712 amino acids)
Biological process (GO): cell wall mannoprotein biosynthetic process; protein N-linked glycosylation
Cellular component (GO): Golgi apparatus; membrane
Molecular function (GO): alpha-1,2-mannosyltransferase activity
Source: RefSeq, a predicted model, not a curated record